Kwoniella shivajii is the source of this 681-nucleotide messenger RNA. RefSeq lists its product as uncharacterized. Gene Ontology annotation, cellular component: mitochondrion. Gene Ontology annotation, molecular function: superoxide dismutase activity; metal ion binding. Gene Ontology annotation, biological process: superoxide metabolic process. The record is from RefSeq and is a predicted model, not a curated record. Lineage: Eukaryota; Fungi; Basidiomycota; Tremellomycetes; Tremellales; Cryptococcaceae. The transcript has 6 exons. The coding region runs from base 1 to 681 and encodes 226 amino acids.
AUGGUCGCCUUCGCCAGAAUCGCUCCUCGAGUAGCUUCUACUCCUCUUAAAGCUAGGACUUUUGCUGCUAUCACCAUGAGAGGAAAACACACUUUACCGGAGCUCCCUUACGCUUAUGAUGCUCUUGAGCCAUCUAUCUCUUCCGAGAUCAUGACCCUCCAUCACACUAAGCAUCAUCAAACCUAUGUUACCGGGUUGAACACCGCCGAGGAAUCUCUUCAAAAACUUCAAGCCAGCGGUGAUGUCAAGUCUGCUAUCGCUUUGCAACCAGCUUUGAAAUUCAACGGUGGUGGUCAUAUCAACCAUUCACUCUUCUGGAAAAAUCUUGCUCCCCACGGUUCUUCCGAAGCUAAAUUCCCUUCCUCCGGCGCUCUUUACGACCAAGUCCAAGCCGACUUUGGCGGAUUUGAGAACCUCAAGAAAGAAGUAAACACCAAAACCGCCGCCGUCCAAGGUUCAGGAUGGGGCUGGUUAGGCUUCAACAAGAGUACCAAGAAAUUGGAAGUCGUUACCACCCCCAACCAGGAUCCCCUUUUGUCUCAUGUCCCAAUUAUUGGUAUUGAUAUCUGGGAGCACGCUUUCUACCUCCAAUACAAAAAUGUCAAACCCGACUACCUCAAUGCCAUCUGGGACGUCAUCAACUUCCAAGAAGCUGAGAAGCGACUCAAGGAGGCUUUGUAA